GGGUAACCACAAAAGUCAUUUCUAUUCUUGUGUCAUCUGUACUAAUAUUUACAAGACAGACAUUCUUUGGGGUCUGCUUCAUAGAAAUAUCGCCAGCCUUUCUUCCAAUCCUGGUACUGGGUGAAGCUAGAGGCAGAAGAGACAUCUUGCCAGAGUUUAUGCCAUGAAGAAAAAAAUCAAGGCAUCGCAUGAUUCCUUUGGCAAGUCGACUGCAAAAGAGCAGAGAUGAAGUCUAAUAUGAAGUUAAGGGGCUGAGACUCAGGAAAUUACGUUUUCAAUUUUAAAAUCAUCACACCGCGAAGCCACAGAAGUCAAGGACGCGGAGUUGAUCCUAAAAUCACAAUGAAGAGAUUCCAGAAUUCAAACAGCAGAAACAGCCCGAGAUCACACAGGGAAAGGCUUCAGAGUGUUUUCUUUAGGACGUAAUUUCUCUUGUCUACAAAUUCGGAAAACAGGGAACAUCGGGACCUACGAGGAGAGAGAACACAUGGCCACAGAUGUCUUCAAUUCCAAAAACCUGGCCGUGCAGGCACAAAAGAAGAUCUUGGGGAAGAUGGUGUCCAAAUCCAUCGCCACCACCCUCAUCGAUGACACAAGCAGCGAGGUGCUAGACGAGCUCUAUCGAGUGACCAAGGAGUACACCCAGAACAAGAAGGAGGCAGAGAAGAUCAUUAAGAACCUCAUCAAGACAGUCAUCAAGCUGGCCAUCCUUUACAGGAAUAACCAGUUCAACCAAGACGAGCUGGCGCUGAUGGAGAAAUUCAAGAAGAAAGUUCACCAGCUGGCCAUGACCGUGGUCAGCUUCCACCAGGUGGAGUACACCUUUGACCGGAACGUGUUAUCCCGUCUGCUCAACGAGUGCAGAGAGAUGCUUCACCAGAUCAUCCAGCGUCAUCUCACGGCCAAGUCGCACGGACGGGUUAAUAACGUCUUUGACCAUUUCUCAGAUUGUGAUUUCUUAGCGGCCUUAUAUAACCCCUUUGGGAAUUUUAAGCCCCACUUACAAAAACUCUGCGAUGGUGUCAACAAAAUGCUGGACGAGGAGAACAUCUGAUCAUGUGCAUUAAGACUGGGACUGCUCAUGAUUUCUUUGAAAACGGAGCACUGCUGAUUUAUGAAGGAAAAACGAAUUUUUUUAAAGGUGACCUAUGUUUCCGAAAGACUGGUGCCCAGCUCAGGCAUCCGACGUUGUCAGUAAUGUUUUAUGCAGCUUGUUUUAUUUGAAGAAAAGCAGAUUGCCAAAAACUCUGGUGAAACGCUCCCUCCCUAACAGUUCGCAGAUCGUGGGAAGGGUGUCUCUGGUCGUGUGAUGCAAAUAGAGAGUUGUACAAAGAAAAAUGUGGAUGGCUCCAAACUGCAAGAGUUGGUUUUUU
Lontra canadensis (Northern American river otter) is the source of this 1373-nucleotide messenger RNA. RefSeq names its product TNF alpha induced protein 8 (gene TNFAIP8). The transcript has 2 exons. Gene Ontology annotation, biological process: regulation of apoptotic process. Gene Ontology annotation, molecular function: cysteine-type endopeptidase inhibitor activity involved in apoptotic process. Lineage: Eukaryota; Metazoa; Chordata; Mammalia; Carnivora; Mustelidae. The record is from RefSeq and is a predicted model, not a curated record. Bases 488 to 1054 code for a protein of 188 amino acids. Gene Ontology annotation, cellular component: cytoplasm.